AGCUUUGCUAGAAGCAGAAGGUCGCCAAUGGAUUCUCAUGUGGAAUGAAGAACAUGGAAGGAGGUUACCCAAAGGUGACCGAAAUCUGCGUUACGAUUAUAGCAACCGAUACUCCGCUUAUCAACAGGAGAAAGGAAGAAAAGCUCUUCCCGCAAUCCCAAAUGUUGACCUAAGAUACAAAUUCCCACAAACAAAUAUGAGCCGCUCUGUGUUUUCUUCAUCUAGGACAGAAAGUGCUAGAAGGCAAAGAGUUCUCCCUGAGAAAAAAGCGCUACCAAAAGAACCCUUCAGGCCAGGACAGCGUCCUUCAACUACUACCGAAAGGCAUGUGACUCAUGAAAGGAGCCUGAUUGGACAGAGAGAAAGACAAAGUUUUACGUCGCCUUAUCGGAUGAGCAGAGACAGUGACCUUCAGCCAAGGCCACCAGCGCCUGAAAGGAAGACAACCGAAAUGGGAAGUAUGGCGUCUGCUUUGAAAGAGUCCACUAUCCUUCAGAAGCAAAUGAAAAGGCCGAUGAGUUCUGAAGGCAUCAGGUCCACCGUGAUCAUCACUUCACCUCUGUCUCCCAGCUCAACUUCUUCUUCUUCUAAAGGAAGCCAAUAUGAGACGAGGGAAGGAAUUUUGGGUUACAUCAAUGAACUAAUCAAAGAGGGCAAGCCAGGAAAAGAAGAAAAACAUGUUUUGGUAGAAGGAGUUGAGCAGAAGGAAAAAUUGGCUGAAGAAGCAACAGGUUCUGCUAUGAAGAAUUUUGAGAAAUUGUACGGGGUAGAAAAAACAGUUCAAAAGAAGGCCGAAGUGAAGGAAGUGGAGAACAAAGAGGAUACAGUGGAAGAGAGUAUCUUUAAGAGAAAGGAAGAGAAAUUAAUGAAAGAUAAUGUGCCUUUUAGAAGAUGGGAGGAACAGAUUAAAGUGGAGGCAGAAGGAAAGAAGAUUCCAAAAGAUACAGAAACGUUUGGAAGGGAGAAAAUUGUGACCACCUCCUCAAAAACCCAAGAAACUUUUGAAGUCCCCAUUUAUUCAGGACAUACUGAAGGCAAAAUCCUACAGAAGAAUCACAAUAUAGAGAUAACACUGCAAGACUUCCAAACUCCUCCAGAAAAAUCAAAAGAAGAAGCUGAAUUUAAACUCGGGAAUGAAAUGACUCAAGGUUAUAGAACCAAAGAAGAGGAUUCUGAAAUAGAUGCUUCACACACUGAGAGUAUAGCAGAGAGCAUUGUUUCUGACAUCCUUAAAGGUUUUGUACAAAAGUCUUCAGAAGAAGGACUUCCUCCCGAAGCUAAAAUAACUUCCUUCGAAAAGGAAGAAAUUUCUGAGGAUGGAAAAGUGAAAACCAAGAUCAGCAUAGAGUCCACAGUUCAAGAAGAUGACCUUGAUGCGUCUAAUAAGUCUGAAUUGGGAAGUUUCUUAGAGAAAGAUCUUAAAAAAGUAUUGGAGGAUACCAAAGGAAGUUUAGAUGAAAAUGUCCUAGACAAUAUAAUUAAUGUUGGGAUGAAAGGAAUGGAAAACAAGGCCAAGAGGACUAUUAAAGUUGAGAUCAUUGAAGAGCCCGCAACUAUAGUUGAUGAAAGGGUGGAGUUUUCAACCCCAUUCGAAGUAGAAGAAGCAGAAGACACAUUUCUCAAUGUGAGAGAACAUCCAUAUCAUAGUGAUAAAGAGAAAGCCACCCCAAGUGUUUCUGGAGACCGUAAGGAAAAACAACCCGAUGAGAUUGUGUCUCAUGUGGAAGAAGUAUCUGAGGGAGAUGAUGUUGUGGAUGAAGAAAAGUACUUUGUUUCCACUCCAGAUGAAUACCCGUUUGGAUAUGAGGAAGGAGAAGGUUCCACCUAUGGUCAAAUCCAUUUUGAAGAAGAAUCAACAGUGAAAUAUUCUUGGCAAGAUGAAUUUCUGGAAGGGUCUCAAACCAACAUAAAGGAGGGUCUGGCUUCAUCAGAAAUGAUUUAUCAAGUAAUUGGCGCAGAUGCCGGGUCGUUUAUCUCAAAGGCAGAAGCCCCCAAAGAACAGGUGGCCCAUGCUGAAUCUCUAGUUAUUGAGAAGGAGAUUAAAAUCCCACAUGAAUUUCAAGAGUCAAUAAAGGAGGUUUUUUCUCACCAUUCAAAGGAUCCUAAACAUCAGUUGAAAGAGGCACUAGGGAAGCUUGAAGCAACUCUUCCAGAACUUGUGAAACAGGAACUUGGUGAACUCACUGAAGAGGACAAAGCUGACUCUAGUACCUUGGAAGUGGAUAUUAAAAAAGUAGAGCACCCUGAAAAAGAGGGUGUAUUUACUAUCGUUGCAGAAGUUAAUUUAUCCCAGACAAUAGACACUGACCAGUUGAGUACAGAGUGGCUUGGUGAAGUUGGGGGCGAUCAGAUGAAAUUGUCCAAACAAUCACCAAAUGAAGGUAGCUUUGAGCAAUACAUAAAGCAAGAACCAGAAACUUGGCAGGAUGAAAAACAUCACGUAGAUGUUUCCUCCACACAUUGGACCACAGAAGACACCAGUAAGAGAGAAGAUGCCUAUCCUUCUAAGGAGUCAUUUGAUAUCAACAGACACAUCCGGCAUGUUGUUGUUGGUCCAACUGAAAUCCGUAAGACUGAACAUGUCUUUUAUGAAGGUCCUACUUCUGACACUCUGGAGUUUGGAACAGUGGACUUUACAACAGGAGUAUCCACAGAUGCAGGUCAAUUCAAGAAGGAAAUAAAGUUGAGUCCUGAAAUAACGGAAACCACAGAAAAAAUAAUUUAUAGAAGUCCUAUUUAUACAUCUGAAGAAGUGAGUAAUCCUGAAAAUUCUACUCACAUCCAGAUUUCAAGUGAUAUCAGAUCCUCCAAGCAUAUCACAUUGGAUUCCAAACAAAUUGUUGAAAAAAUCACGUUUGAGGGAUCAGCUUCAGACUUGUCAUCAGCUAAUAGAAGGGAUAUCUUUUCCCAGAUGAAAGAUCCCAUAGCAAUGAGCACAUCAGUAAGUCACAUCCAAAUAGAUCCCAAAGAAAUACAUGUUGAACGAGAAAUCUAUGAAGUGCCUUUUUCCACUGGAGACCAUGAUCUGUUUGAAGAAACAGUGAAAAAGAUUACAUUAGGACAGAAGGACACGUCAACAUCUGACCAAAACAUUUAUGAAGGUUCCUUCACCAAGACAUCAGAUGAUGGUUCCACCAAGCCUGGUGAGGAGAAGGUGCUGGAUGUUAACACUACAAUCGGACAUAUCAAAUUAAGUCCGAAGGAAUUUGUAAGUGAACAAAUUGUUUUUACAGAGCCCAUUUCUGAACAGCACCAAAAGGUCCAUGAAUUGGGGCAGAUGCUUUCUUCUGAAGGGUCGGUACAUCGUAUUAAAUUAGGGCAGGAAGAAGUCCAGAGCCAUGAUUUCAUGUCCCAAGAUUUUGUUUUGGAAUCUCCAGGAAUUGGUUCUUCACAAGAAGACACCUUGGAAAAAAUAAGUCCUGCAGAGAUCAGCAGAUCAACACAUCAUAUUCAGAUUGGGCAAAGGCUCCAUAGUCCUGAUACUCAACUCUUCAGCGGUAUGGAAUUUCCCCACACGGAUGGACUCUCAGAAAACAGCAAAUCUGUUGGGCAAAUCAGAAUCGGACAGAAAGAAACGUCCUUUACCUUCCAGAUGGACAUAAGCAAAAUGGGUGGGAGAGAGCCACAAGCUACCCUAGUUGUAUCAAGUAGACAAGAAGCAGGUCAACCUGAAGGCGGGAUGGAAGAGGUUUGGAAAGACCCAGAGAGUGAGCAGAAGUCAGAGGAGUCCACGUUCGAUCAAACUGUGCAACUGCAAAGAAUGGUUGACCAACGAUCGGUGAUUUCGGAUGAAAAGAAAAUUGCCCUUCUCUACCUCAAUGAAAACGAGGGGGAAGACGAGGACCAGGGACCCUGGUUUUAAAAACUAACAUUUCCAAGUUUUGUUUUUUUAAAAACCUAGAAGCUUAACUGCUGCAUCGUUGAGUUUUAAACCUGGGAAUAUCUAGUCCUUUCAUCCUGAACAGAGGACGUGGAACGUAAAUUUUCUGAUGCAGUAAUAUUUUAGCAGCAUUCUUUUCUUAAAUUACGUAAGAUUUCAUUUUACUGAUGCUGUGGAUAUCUCAACACGAUUUUUUUUUGUAGUUUCCUUGUUUCUGUUUGAGAAAGGAUUUAAGUGGAUAUAGGAAAAUACCAUUUUUGCUCAAUUUAAAAAGAGUAGCCUUUU
This is a messenger RNA of Thamnophis sirtalis, 4165 nucleotides long. The record is from RefSeq and is a predicted model, not a curated record. NCBI's taxonomy places the organism in Eukaryota, Metazoa, Chordata, Lepidosauria, Squamata, Natricidae.